UCCCUUCCUUUCUCUGCCUCAUUCACUGCUGCAAUGUGAGCAGACAGAAUGGGGCAGGUCGCAUGGAAAGGCUUGUUCCUGUCACUCUUUGACUAUAAGACUGAAAAAUAUGUCAUUGCCAAGAACAAAAAGGUGGGGAUCUUAUUCCGCAUAGUUCAGCUCUCCAUUCUGGCCUAUCUAGUGGGGUGGGUGUUUGUGGUUAAAAAAGGUUAUCAAGAUACAGACACCUCCAUACAAAGCUCUGUCAUAACAAAGUUAAAGGGAGUUGCCUAUACAAAUACUACUGAACUCGGGCCAAGACUGUGGGAUGUAGUGGAUUAUGUCAUCCCUCCUCAGGGGGAGAAUGUCUUUUUUGUAGUAACCAAUUUAAUUGUCACCCCUAACCAGAGACAAGAUAAAUGCCACGAGAGCUAUGGAAUCCCUGAUGCAGUGUGUACAAAGAACAGUGACUGCCCUGAGGGUGAAACGGUCAUUGCUGGCAACGGGGUCAAGACUGGACGUUGCUUGAAGUCGGGCGCCAUAAACACGACAGGAACAUGUGAAAUAUUUGCUUGGUGUCCGCUGGAGAAGAGAAAAAAGCCAAAAAUACCAGUGCUGGGAAAAGCUGAGAACUUCACCGUUUAUAUUAAAAACUCCAUCCGCUUUCCAAAGUUUAAUUUUUCAAAAACUAACAUUCUAAACACGGAAGAUGACUCAUUUCUUAAGACAUGUCGAUAUAGUAAAGAGAACCACUACUGUCCUAUCUUUUACUUGGGAAAAAUUGUCUCGUGGUCUGGAAAUAAGUUUCAAGAAAUGGCAAUGGAAGGUGGAGUUAUUGGCAUUCAGAUAGAAUGGGACUGUAACCUUGACCGAGACGAAUCUGAGUGUCAUCCGCGAUAUUCAUUCACUCGCUUGGAUAAUAAAUUCACAGAAAAAUCUGUUUCUUCAGGAUACAAUUUCAGGUAUGCAAAGUACUACCGUGAUGUUAAUGGAUCAGACUACAGGACACUGAUAAAGGCUUAUGGUAUUCGCUUUGAUAUCAUGGUGAAUGGAAAGGCUGGGAAGUUCAAUAUUAUACCAACAAUCAUCAAUAUUGGCUCUGGCUUGGCACUGAUGGGUGCGGGAGCCUUCUUCUGUGAUUUGGUCUUGCUGUAUUUGAUCAAAAAGAGUAACUUUUACCGAGACAAGAAAUUUGAAGAAGUAAAGUCAUCUAAGAAAACCUUACCAGUCAAUGGCCAAAAGAAAUCAAAAAGCCAUGAUGCCAUAGACCAAAUGAAACAUUUACAGAGUGUGGAGACCUAACUUCUGACACAAGGGAUGAACUUCCUAAAUAUAAGAGAAGCGCCUGUCAGAGAGGCAUCUAUGGGAGGACACAGCAGUCUACUGAUGGGGAACAUCCAUGAACCUUUAUUUUCUCAACUACUGCUUCUAAUAGCCAUCAUGCUGCUGUGAACUGGCUACAUGAAGAUUUCCUGCAGCAUGAACUCUUCAUUGGGUUGUUGCAUUACUGUUUAUACCAGUCAACCAUUUUGCUGCCCCUCCUAAGCACUUUGACAUUCUGGUCCAUCAUGUACCGUAUUCUCCUGCUGUUCUAAUGCUCUGGAGACUCAUCAAAAAGACAGCAAUGAGCUACAUUCACUGCUUUGCAGGUAGAAGACAGUGUUGUUUUCUUGACAUCUUGAUGUGAUAUUUUUAUAUACUCAACAUUAAAAUUUCAACACCAAGAUGGAAGAGUCAUGAGAUUAUAGAGGAUUUUAAAGGAUGAAAAAAUGAAAACAAAAUAAUCAACAUUAUUCAGCAUCGAGUACAAGCACCAUGUGCAGCAAUACACACACACCCUGGCAUACUGUCAAUGAGGUUAUUAAUGGUUGUUUGUUCUGCUACGCUAAAUGCACUUGGGCAUGCAAAUCAUCAGAUCCGUUGCUGCCAGCUCCCUUUGCAAUGUCCCAAAUGUGGUCGACAGGAGACAAGUCCCAUGCUGCAGGGCAUAGUAGUAACAUGCAGCCUGGUGAAAAACUGCUCCUGGAAAACUUUGGAGAAAUGGCCACACAACUAGUUCCAUGACCUGUAACACCAAGCUGUUAGUAUAUCUGAAAUGAAGACCAGAGGGGUACAUUAUGCCACCCCAGACCAUAAUCCCAGAAGGAAGACCAAUGUGAUGUUCUCUUGUGAAGGCCUCUUCAUGGUGUUGUCCAAGUGCUCUCCAGACCAAAGCAGGACUCAUUUCAGCCUUCAUUAUGCCGUACACCAUGUUAGCCUUUAAGAGCAGUGACGUGAGGUCAGUGGAGCACCUGUAGCUUAAUGUGUGACUCAUGGCUCAAUGUUGUGCAAAAGCCUUCUGAUGGUUUGUGUAGAAACUGUUUUCCACCUUAGGCUUGGGAUGUGACAUCCUAUUUCACUUUCAGUAUAGAAUGGAUCACUACGUGCCAUUUUGUGCACUUCUUGUUGUCCUUCCAGUUCAUUGUUGUUCUCUCAACCACCUGGACAUGCAACUUUGAACAGUGCUGAUAUCAUGGCACAGGAGCGUAGCGACUUGCAGAGUGAUAAAACCAAGAUCUAUCAGCUAAAGGAUUCAGCCCCUCAGUUUGUGACAAGUGGUGAUAACUGUCACGUCAAUGAACAGGAGACAGCUCACAAUCAUCCCACUUGACUUGAUCUGAUUUUUGAGGUUUCAUGUGGCUAAAAUACCUUUGCAUCUAAUCUGGCUUUGAUGCCCCUGCCAUAUGUCAGAUUGGUGCUAGGUGCUUGAAAAUUUGAUCUGCAGAUCUUGGCGAUGCCUGAUACUUCCUCGUUUUGCAUAACUUUAGGGCUCGUCCUUCUUGGUGUUGCAAUUUCAACGUUGAGGAGUGUAUUUACGUCAUGGAGCAUGCACUGGAUCUUACGUUGCAUAGCUAUUGUUUAACCUGUUCAAUAAAUGGGAAAUCAGUACUUUUGAAG
Messenger RNA from Bufo bufo (common toad), 2916 nucleotides. It is a transcript of the gene P2RX5, whose product is annotated as purinergic receptor P2X 5. Gene Ontology annotation, cellular component: plasma membrane; nuclear inner membrane. NCBI's taxonomy places the organism in Eukaryota, Metazoa, Chordata, Amphibia, Anura, Bufonidae. Gene Ontology annotation, biological process: monoatomic cation transmembrane transport; response to ATP. The transcript is spliced from 12 exons. Gene Ontology annotation, molecular function: extracellularly ATP-gated monoatomic cation channel activity; ATP binding; purinergic nucleotide receptor activity. The record is from RefSeq and is a predicted model, not a curated record. Bases 49 to 1281 code for a protein of 410 amino acids.